Messenger RNA from Danio aesculapii, 963 nucleotides. RefSeq names its product calcium-binding and coiled-coil domain-containing protein 2-like. The record is from RefSeq and is a predicted model, not a curated record. Lineage: Eukaryota; Metazoa; Chordata; Actinopteri; Cypriniformes; Danionidae.
UGUGCUCAGAACUACAUCUCCCAGUUGGUUCUGUUUACUCUACAGUUUCAUUUAUAGAAACAGUCGUGUUUCUGACAGCCUGUCGAACAGCACUGCGGCUGAAGGAGGUUCAGGUGACGGUUCCCCACCAUAAACCCCGCCAUGAGCGACAGAACGGAGGAAGAGUCGAUCGUUAUAAUGGAGACAUCGUCAUUCGCUCAGGUAGUUUUUAACGACGUUCCUCCGUCAUACCCGCCGAACACUGCCGUGACCUGCCGGUUCACACUCACUGGAGACCUGCAGCCCAACCCCAGGGACUGGAUCGGUAUCUACAAAGUUGGUUGGAAUUCAGCACAACAAUAUUAUAACUAUGUUUGGGUGGAAGCCCCUCACCUGGACCAAGCUGAACCUGAACAAGUGAUUUUCAAAGAGAGCUACCUGCCCAAGGAAGAUGGGGAGUUUUACCAGUUCUGCUAUGUAGACAGCAGUGGGCAUGUCAAAGGAGCCAGCACUCCAUUCUGCUUUCAAAACCCAGAAGCAAGCCUGGACUGCAGUCUGGAGAAGGACCUGCUGGUCAUAACAACACAGGAGCAGGCAGAGAUAAUGGAGAAAGAGAAAGAAGACUUUCUGAAGGAGAUCGAGUCCUUGAAAGAAACAAAUACAAUCCUGAGAAAUGAGUUGGAUGAAAGACUGCAUGAGUUGAGCCGACUCAGGAGUGCCAUGGAGGAUUUGAGAUCAAAGGAUAAACCGGAAACACCACUGCCAGAUGAACAGAGUUAUAAUACCAUCGAAGAGUCACUGACUCCUCUUCAAGAAAAGUAUGAGAAAGCUGUUCAAAAGAUCUUUGUGCUGAAGAAAGAGAGAACUGAGUUACAGCAACAGCUUGAAAUCCAGGACACUGAAAACCUUCAACUGAGUACCUUGUUGAAAGAAAUGGCAAAUUACAGCAAAGUACAGGACCAGGCCAAGCUGUUACAGCAUUGA